Molecule: messenger RNA, 1944 nt
Organism: Ricinus communis (castor bean)
Lineage: Eukaryota; Viridiplantae; Streptophyta; Magnoliopsida; Malpighiales; Euphorbiaceae
Product: peptide chain release factor PrfB2, chloroplastic
Exons: 7
Coding region: 1-1533 (510 amino acids)
Biological process (GO): translational termination
Cellular component (GO): cytoplasm
Molecular function (GO): translation release factor activity, codon specific
Source: RefSeq, a predicted model, not a curated record
AUGCUAAAACCCAGAAGACAAUCCCAAAAAGAACCCGGCUUUCUGUUCAUUACAUUAGAAAGAUCAGAAAAAAUGUUAUCUUUAAUUCUCAAUACAUCACGCCGUAGAUAUUUGCGCCAUGAUUACAAGUUCUUGAUUUCUGGGUUCUCUUCGUUUUCGCUUAAAACUAUAAAAGAACCAUCUGAGUCUCAUUUUAGCGGAUCAAAGAAAUAUCUUUCUUCAGGUUGCAGUGAGAAUUACAGGGUUUUGGCUUCUGGAACUGGUGUUUUACAAAGAAAUUUUUCUGGGUUUGCUUCAGCUCAGCUUCCGAGAGUUAUAUGUCGAUAUGAGUGUAAUAAGGAUCCGGUCAAUAAUUCAAUGUGGUUAUACUUUUUUAGUACACAGGCAGCCGUGGAACUAUCAACCACUGAUGGGCUAACUGUUGACGGAAUUGUUGCUAAUAAUUGGAUAAUUCUUGAUGAGAAUGAAAGCGAUUGGAAGAGUCAUGCUGCUGCUAUUGCUCAAUCCAUUCAAGUGAUCAAGAAGCGCUUGCAGUGGAAGAAGUUAAUGGUUAGGUUAGAUCUGUUAUCAGUGCAGCUGAAUAAGCCCGACCUUUGGGAUGAUCCUGUUCUAGCUGGGAAGAUAAGCCGCGAACAUGGUUCACUUAUGGCUAAAAGGAAGGAGGUAACUGCAUUUGAGAGGGAAUUGCUUGAGCAUAUUGACAUGAUAAAACUGGCUCGUGAAGAGGAUGAUGCUGAGUUGGAAUCGGAAUCAUUGAAAGCUUUAUUUCACAUGAGAAGAAAUUCAAAAGAGAAAGAGCUUGAAGCUUUGUUAGCUGGCGAGCAGGAUUCUUGCUCCUGUUACAUAGAGGUUCAAUCUGGAGCUGGGGGUACUGAGAGCAUGGACUGGGCGAAAAUGGUCAUGCAAAUGUAUAAGCUAUGGGCUCAACGGCGUGGUUAUAAUGUAACAGUGGUGGAUGAAAUGCCUGGUGAGAUUGCAGGAAUCAAGCGUGCAACAAUCAAGGUAGAUGGUGAAUAUGCAUUUGGAUAUGCCAAAGCAGAGGUAGGAGUGCACAGGUUGGUUCGUAUCUCACCUUUUGACAGUGGAAAGCGUCGGCAUACUUCAUUUGCUGCUGUUGCUGUAAUUCCGAUACUAGGUGAUGGAUCCACUCAUGUGCAAAUUAAUGAGUCUGAUCUCCGUAUUGAACGCUAUCGAUCGGGGGGACCUGGCGGUCAGCAUGCUAACACAACUGAGAGUGCUGUGAGAAUAGUUCAUAUCCCAACAGGAGUCACUGCUACUUGUCAAAAUGAAAGAUCACAGCAUAUGAAUAAGGCUUCAGCAAUGGCAGUGCUCCAAUCUCGGUUGGACCAGCUUGAGAUGGCUCGUCAGGCUCAGAUGAAUGCACAGCAUACACAGUCACUCACUGAAAUAAGUUGGGGCAACCAGAUUCGCACUUAUGUGCUCCAUGUAUGUUGCAGCCUUAUCGCAUGGUUAAAGAUCUGCGAACCAAUUAUGAGGUCUCUGACCCUGACUCCGUGCUUGAGGGAGAGAUAGAUGGCUUCAUCUUGAGUUACUUAUCAGCGUCUCUCGAUAAAGACGAAGACUACCAGUAAGCUUAGCUUGAUACUUGCAUAUUCCGCAGAUUGGCAAAAGAAUUCCCUGCAGUCUACGUGCUUCAUUGUUCAACCUGUAUGAACUUCAGCUGCUGGAUUAGUGAUGAGCACGGCAAUACAUACUGCACAUGUCAAUCAUGGGUGAUAGAUUAUCCUGAAGAUGAUGACUAUAAUUAGAAAGCACAAUGAGUUUUUCUCUAUGUAGUUAAGCAAGGAUGAAAAAACAUAUGCUGCAGAGAGUUUUUAUCACUUGUAGUUGUAAGUACAUAUUCUUCAUGGCAAGCUGUGAUUGCCAUCAGUUACAAAAUUGGUCAGUAUUUAUAACAGAAUAAAAUGUUCAUUGCUUUGAUAA